Molecule: messenger RNA, 7224 nt
Organism: Epinephelus moara (kelp grouper)
Lineage: Eukaryota; Metazoa; Chordata; Actinopteri; Perciformes; Serranidae
Gene: tmtc2a
Product: transmembrane O-mannosyltransferase targeting cadherins 2a
Exons: 12
Coding region: 329-2926 (865 amino acids)
Biological process (GO): protein O-linked glycosylation via mannose
Cellular component (GO): endoplasmic reticulum membrane
Molecular function (GO): protein binding; mannosyltransferase activity
Source: RefSeq, a predicted model, not a curated record
AUGCGCACACUGAGGACACCGCAGCACAGAAAUGCGCACAGCUCCGAGCCAAACCCGGCUAUAGCUUCACCUCCCGGCACCCCUGACCCGUCUCUCAACACCAUGGGUUACAGGGAAUAUGGCUAACUUUGCCACACUUUGCAUGUCACGGGAAAUGCCCUGCGUUGUCUGGAGGAGAGCCGUGCUGCCGAGCGGCUGAAUUGAGAACACAAUAACACAGAGACUUGACAGAGAGAGAGAGAAGAAGCGGGGAGGUGUUGGGGGGGCAGAGAGAGACCUGAUUCCAGUCAUUUCUAUCCCGGCUCCUCUCCCACUUUGGUUUUGAGAGAUGAUCACGGAGCUGGUGUGCACCGCCGUGGCUGUGGGUCUCUAUCUGAACACGCUGGACGCAGAUUUCUGCUACGAUGACAGCCGAGCCAUCAAGACCAACCAGGACCUCCUUCCUGAGACUCCGUGGACCAACAUCCUGUACGACGACUUCUGGGGCACCCUGCUCACCCACAGCGGCAGCCACAAGUCCUACCGCCCACUCUGCACCCUCUCCUUCCGCCUCAACUACACCCUGCAUGGCCUGCGUCCCUGGGGCUACCACCUGCUGAACGUGGUGCUGCAUGGGCUGGUCACCGCCCUCUUCACGGCCUUCAGUCGCCCGCUCCUUGGCGGAGGCCUGUGGAGCCUUCUGGCUGGACUUCUCUUUGCUUCUCACCCAGUUCACACUGAAGCAGUCGCCGGUGUGGUCGGGAGGGCGGACGUUGGCGCUGCAUUGUUUUUUUUGCUGUCUCUUCUCUGCUACGUGAGACACUGCGGGCUUCGCAGGGACCCACGUGGGACUUUUCAGACCAGGCGAUGCGGCAGCGGCAGCGGCUCUGUCACCCGGUGCUGGGCCUGGAUGCUGGGCAGCCUGUGGUGCGCAGCAGCCAGUAUGCUGUGGAAGGAGCAGGGGGUGACGGUGCUGGCUGUGUCGGCUGUGUACGACCUCUUUGUGUUCCAGAGGCUCCGGUUUCGCCAGGCGCUUCUCCUCCUGCUAGGAAAGAAAAAGAACAUCAGUGUUUUGCUGAGUCUCGGCAUGCUGGCUUCCUGGGGAGUGAUUCUGCUGUCAGCUCGUCUCUACUGGAUGGGCAACAAGCCUCCCAACUUCUCCAACUCGGACAACCCCGCAGCUGACUCGCCACAUUUUCUCACUCGGACACUGACGUUCCUUCACCUGCCGGCUGCCAACGCCUGGCUGCUGCUCUGCCCCGAUAAACUCAGUUUCGACUGGUCCAUGGACGCCGUGCCCUUGGUCAGGUCCUUGGCCGACUGGAGGAACCUUCACACUGUUGCCUUUUAUAGUGGAUUUAUCCUCCUGGGGUUGUUUGGCCUCCGUGCCCCCGCCUCCAAAGCCAAGGAGACCAAUGGGAAAGCCUUUGUCACAAAUGGGAAAUCAAUCACCAAUGGGAAUGGUUACCAUGCCCCUGAUACAAACCAUAACACAGACCAGGGCCCGCCAAAGACCACCCUAAACGGGUCAGCUGGACUCCACCACUGCCCUCCACGGACAUCCCUGCCCCCUACAGAAAACUUAGUACUAUUUUCUUUGGGCAUCCUGUCGUUGCCUUUCAUCCCAGCCACAAACCUGUUCUUUUAUGUAGGUUUUGUAAUUGCAGAGAGGGUACUAUACAUCCCCAGUAUAGGCUUUUGUUUACUGGUUGCUGCUGGUGCAAGAACCCUGUACAUCAGACUGAGGACUAGAGGCUGCAAGGCCUUCCUGUUGUGUCUCUGUACGGGACUAGUGCUGCUGAAUGGACUCAGAACUGUUCAAAGAAACAGAGACUGGAGCAACGAGGAGAAUCUUUACAAGUCCGGGAUUGGUGUUAAUCCUGCCAAAGCCUGGGGAAACUUGGGGAACGUACUGAAGAACCAGGGCAAGAUGGCGGAGGCGGAGAAGGCAUACAGAAACGCUCUGCACCACCGAGGGAACAUGGCUGACAUGCUGUAUAACCUUGGCUUGCUGCUGCAGGAGAAUGAACGUUUCACUGAAGCGCUGCAUUAUUACAAGCUGGCCAUUGGGAGUCGGCCAACACUGGCAUCGGCCUACUUGAACACAGGGAUCAUCCUGAUGAACCAGGGCAACCUUGAGGAGGCCAAACGCAUCUUUCUGACCUGUGCCGACAUCCCAGAUGAGAACUUAAAGGACCCCCACGCCCACAAGAGCUCUGUCACCAGUUGCCUGUACAACCUGGGAAAGCUGCUCCAUGAGCAGGGCCAGCAGGAGGAGGCUCUGUCUAUUUAUAAGGAAGCAGUGCAGAAAAUGCCCAGACAGUUUGCACCACACAGCCUUUUCAACAUGAUGGGAGAGGCCUACAUGAGGCUGAACAGGCUGGAGGAAGCAGGCCACUGGUACAGAGAGUCCCUCAGGGCCAAGCCUGACCAUAUCCCUGCCCACCUCACUUACGGCAAACUCCUGUCCAUCAUCGGGCAGAAGACAGAAGCAGAGAAGUACUAUCUGAGAGCUAUCCAGCUCGACCCGACUAAAGGAAACUGCUACAUGCACUAUGGUCAGUUUCUGCUGGAGCAGUCUCGUCUUGGCGAGGCGGCAGAGAUGGCGGAGAGAGCUGCGGAGCUGGACAGCUCAGAGUUUGAUGUGGUUUUCAGCGCUGCUCACAUGCUCAGACAGGCCAGUCUUAAUGAGGCAGCGGAGAGGCAGUACGAGCGCGCAGCCAGCCUCAGACCAGAUUACCCGGCUGCUCUGAUGAACCUCGGUGCCAUCCUCCACCUGAACGGGAAACUUCCUGAAGCGGAGGCCAACUACCUGCGUGCACUCCAGCUCAAGCCGGAUGAUGUCAUCACCCAGUCCAACCUGCGCAAGCUGUGGAACAUCAUGGAGAGGCAGGGACUCAGGAUUAGAGCGUGGGCUCGGGAUGCAGAGGAGCACCCUUUGAACUGAGAGAGUCGCUGCACUGUUCUUUCCGUGAUGACGCAGCGUGCCCUUCAGAGAGCGAAGCAGGACAGGAUAUAAAAGAGCUGGAGGCUAAAAGCCCUCUCUACGAGACAGGAAAGACAAAUUCUGUAGAGUCGUGGCCUGUGAUGCUUGUGGGAGACAGUUUGAGGCUUGGCAUGUUUGGGAUUCAAGGGCGUAAGAGUUGUGCCCGAUAAUACGUCACCACCAGUGCUGUACGAUGGCUCAGACGACUAAAGUCACCUUUAUUAUUGAGUUUUAUAAAGCAAUGCUCAGUUGUUCAAUGAUGCACUGAAAUCAAAGGCAAAUAACCGCAAAGUCCAAAAGAAAAAAAUCUUAUGUCUAGUUAUUAUUUCACUAUUAAUAAAAACUUGGGUAUGUUAUAAAGCACUUAAUUUAAAUGAAGAUGUAGCAAAAGUAUUUAAAUAAUUUCUGCAGGAUAGGUUUGGAGAUGUCAGCUUGAAUUGGGUAAAUGACGGCAGCUGGUUUGUGGAAUUCUACUGCCAAACUGGCACCGCAACUUGCAAUGCUGCACCCGCCCCGCCCCCCACAAAUAUGACCAAUUAGUUUUACAACCUAACCCCGGGACCCAAAACCGCAAAUUCUAUGAUAAUUAUUGCACUGUUCAAGUAACUUAAUUAGGCAACAGGUUUAAAGUGAUCAUCUUGGGUGAUUUCAUACAUGUUAAACUGAGAUGAUAUAUUUUAUGUAAAGGUAAUUCAGGACAUACAAUUUCAAUUUUUUACAUAUUCUGAUCAUAAGCUUGUUUGCAAUCGAGUGGCUAUUAUGACGAAAUUCAGAUAGAGGGCAGGAAGUGAUAAUCUAUAUACUCAACCCGAAGUCGAAAUCCGGCGUGUAGGCAGUGACUUGCGCCGUCAGACACAGACGAAAAAAAGCCGUCCUUUAACGUUGGCAUGAUACACAGCCAGUCGCCAUUGUAGUUUACUGGUGCUCGGUGGCAUCAAGGGGAAACACGAUGGAACAAGAGCGAAAGUAAAGGCGGCAAAACUUCGAGUAGGGUAGGCAGGAGCGGUGGUGGAUGGGUCCAACAAUGACUAACUUUCAUUCAGUCCCGUAAGAUUCUGAUUCUUUUUUCCUAAACCCAACCAUGUGCGUUAGUUGUUGGAGGAAAAAAAACAUCAAUAUGCGUGGUUGUACAGUAAAUUUCCUGUGAAAACAGAAGUGUAUUUUGAAAGAAGACAAUGCACGUACCAGGCAGAACUUGACACUGCGUCCAUUACGAGUCUAGUAGACUAUAACUAUUUUGUGUGUGGUCAGGUCCAUGAGUCAAACGACUGUCAUCUUGUUUCUGGUCGGGUGAGAAGAUGUGCUUUUGUAUUUAAACUCUGUACAUGGAUGCACCGCUGUCAGGCUAAUGUUACUAGGUACCGUUAGCUCAUUUUAGCCACUAUUUCCUGCCUACUAGAUCAACCGUUCUAGAGGUUUGGUGAAAUGAUGUUGAAAAUCACAGAGAAGUUGUCACAGCACAUUGUAAUUGCAACUCAAGGUAUACAUUCAUUAUUUUCUGUAACUGCUUAUCCUGUUAGGGGUCGGGAGGGGCUGGAGCCUAUCCCAGCUGACACUGGUCAAGAGGCAAGGUGGACAGGUCACCAGACUAUCACAGGGCUGACACAUAGAGACAGACAACCAUUCACGCUCAUAUUUACACCUACGGACAAUUUAGAGUCACCAAUUAACCUGCAUGUCUUUGGACUGUGGGAGGAAGCUGGAAUACCCAGAGAAAACCCACGCUGACAUGGGGAGAACAUGCAAACUGCGCACAGAAGGGCUCCCCCACCCCUGGGUUCAAACCAGGAAGUUUAUGAUCCACGUCUGCCGCUGUUUCUCUGCGAGUGUUUCUGUCUUUACUAUUUUCAAGACUUAGAGAGCGAUCACACCGAGAUGAUACGCUAGAAACGUGAUGCCAGUAAAACCAUUGUUUUCCUAUGAAAACAAUGGUCUUUUUAGACGGGCAUUUUUCCGGCGUCUUUUUAGACGCGCGUUUUUGUAGACGCUGAAAAGUUAAAAUAUUUUCAACUUUUUGAGCGUCAGACGCCAGUAGCUAGCGCGCAUUGAAUAAGCGCUUCCAGCGUUUCAAGCGUCUUUGAAGCAUCCCCAUCUCUAGCGUCUCAUUUCUGUGUGAUCACUCCCUUAAAGUGGCCUUUGUUUUCUUCCACUUCCGCGAAGCACCUGCGCAGUGUUGGUCGUUUUUGCCUCCAAGUUGCCUGCAAACAAGCCGUUGAGCAGCACAUCUGUACAGUUAACGUGACUGUUAGUAACACACCUGAUUGACGCGGCUCUCAUAUUCCAGCUGGCACAGAAGAGAGACUCAACGCACAAAGUCAGCAGACAGAGGAUUAAAUUAUUAGUCAAUAUUCAAUUUAUUUUAAUAUAUUUAUGAUCCAACACCCACAAUCCAACCUGCGUGUUCUUUGUUUAACCCAGAACUGAAUAAAAUUUAGACAGUCGCGCAGGUACUUGACCCGAUGCAGGACUCUGGAUGUCACUUGAGUCAAUGUCAGUUGCAGCUAAAAACUACAAGUCUGAAGAUGCUAAAACAACAGUGGAGUUAGACCAGAGUGAGCUUACUCCUCAUGUGCGCUUGAGGCUAGCUGCUACUGGCGUAACACCCGAAUCUCUGUCCGAACUCCCGGCGGACAAGUUGCAUUGCUGGUAAAGAAGGCUCCAAGUUUUAACAAGAAAUAAGGAUGUGUGCAAUUUUUUUUAAAAAAAAGAUGCUAUCUCUGGUUCUGCUGCAUCAAUUUCAAUGGAAUGCUAAAUCAGUGGUGUACUAUUUAAAAUAUUUUAAAUGAAAAUUCUGAUUAAUUACCCUCAGGGUGCUCUCGCCUUUAACUAUUACUCUUAACACAGUAAAUCCAUAACAUAAAAAGCAUGCCAGUGCUCAGGCACCUUCAGGUACCACCGCCCUGCUACGCCCCGAUCACACAGGAGGCCCCGCACUGCCUUUAUGAAAAAAAAAAUUGAAUGCCAUGAGUAAAAAAAAGAAUGCUUGCUGCGCCUUUUUAUUGUUGCCAGGCACCUCCUUACCCUUAUUUAUUUAACAGUAGUUAGUAUCUAGUUCCUAAAAUGUUGAGGCAGAAGGUACUUGCUGUAGCUCUGGUUGAGGGUGAGAGGCUGUCAGCAAAUAGUUUGUUGGCCACAGGGAAACAGAGAUCUGUGUGGGUACAUGAGACCCUAAACAAGAUGGUGGAUCAUGGGGAGUACCACCAGUUGGUCCAGGAGCUUCUCCUCCAUGAUGGCUGUUUCCAGGCAUAUUUUAGGAGGACUCGGGGGCAGUUUGACAACCUGCUGUCUAUUGUCGGGCCGUAUAGCUCUGGGUAUCCAGCAACUGCUACCACCAGUUUCUCCUCCAUUGUUUACCAACUGUAAACUUGUUGUCGUGUCCACCACAGAAGGCCCACCUCUCAAAUCAUCCGAUUGGACAAUACGAAGAAAGCGGAGAUGAUGUGGGGCGCUUUUACUCCCUGAGUAAAAGGAGUUCAGAGUGUGCCGGCAAAAAUGCCAGGCGCCUAGAGCGCAGAAACGCGAGGUGCGUCGCAGUGCAAAAACAGUGAGCAAGAAGCUUCAUUAUCAUAGACAUAAAACAAUUACAAAAAGCCGCCUCCAGCUGCUGCAACUCUUCCUGUGUGAUCAGGGCCUAAUACAGUGCCGUGUAGUAAAUCACCCCAACCAAUUAAAAGCCAGUAGCCAAUUCACAUUCUGUUGUCCGAGUCGCUCAAGAUUGUUUGCACCUGGUGCAUUGUAAAUUCUUGUGACUGUAAACGUUAAAAACAGAUCACGGGAAAACUCCACAGCGGUGCCAAAGCUUGAACUGAGUCUUUACGCCUCUCGUGCCAAGCAAGAACUGAAAUGUGUCGUGUUCCUUGUGUCAAAUGAAGAUGUGUCAUUUCAUGUGAUCAAACGAUCAAACUUAAUUUAUUAAUACAUGUUAUUUUAUGUGAAGAAGCCAACACUGUGUCGUCACUGUCACAGUAGCCCACCCUCUCUGAUUCCUCCACAUAGACAGGCUACAGUAGGCAUCAUGACAACUACAUUAAAAUGUUUUUUUUACAUGUGUAUUUCUUUUCUCUCUGCUCAGGGACAUCAGGUUGUGGUUCCUGUCACAGAGCGGCUUUGUGACACAGAGAGAGCUUCUUAAAAUGAUGUUAGGUGUUUUUUGAUGAUUGUGAUUGUUUGGUUAAAUUAUAGAAAACUGUGUAGCUGAAAAGAAAUGUGUUGUGUUUUGUAAAGAGAAGUGAACCUUUUUUUCCAGAAUAAAAACAUGA